UUCGCUGCACCGUCUGCUCUCAAACGAGCAACAAUCGGCACUGUGCGGUAACCUCCAGUCUUGCAAACCGUAACCCUGAAACUGUGCAACAUCCUUUCCAACAUUACCUUUGAAAAGAGUGGAUUGGGGAUGAAUGGAUUUGAGGUCCGCUUUGUCAUGCCCAAGCAGCAGAGACUCUCCGUAACUCACUCGCACUCACAACCCAGGCUAAAUUUAGCUCCUGCCCAACAUAUAAACCUUGUCUCUCAGUUGAGAUGUACAAACUAUCACGUGAAUAUACCUUCUUAUUUCUGUCUAAGAUACUGGAACCAGGGUUUCCUGAGGGAGCAAUCCUAAGGGAUUCAUAAAGUUGUCACUUUAUUGUUGUCACGUAUUUUUGAAAAUCGACUUUUUAUGCUUGUAAAAUAAUUUUCUCGUGUAUUUGGAAUGUUCAGGAGUGUAGAAAAGCAUCAUAUAUCCCUCCAGGUACUGUUAUGAUCGUUUUGAGGGGCUAUUUUUUAUUCUGUUCAGAUCUCUUUUUUUUUUUUUUUUUUUUUUUUUUAUCUAUUACGUCACAUUCGUUGAGGCGGGACAAACCAAACAAAGAGUAGCGGGCGGAUGACAUACAAACCCGGAAUGAGAAGGAAUCGAAUAUUACAGAAGUACUUUUAGAAAGAGCAAGUUUUAUGUCAAAGUUUUCGCAUUAAUUUUUUUCUUCACAGAUAGUUGAUGAGCCCAAUAACAUAUUUUCAAAGGAAGAAGUGAUUCUAUAAGUCAAAUGCAACAAGUCCUUUGCUGUUUUGUUUAUUGUUAAUGCGCAAUGAGCAAUAAAGAAUUGAUUUUGAAAAUAGUCCAAGAUGGCGACUGAUGUACGCAUACACAGUCGGUUGCGCUUUCCUUCGACUUCAGGUUGGCGUAGUGAAAUAGCCGAGCACGAAAAUACACUUAAAGUUGUCAAAAUGUUGAAGGAGUUUGUGAGUAAGCGACUCAUGGUGGCCGCCGACGAAAUUUUCGAACUAUUCGAAAGCACCAUCGCUUCGUACAAGGAGCAACUUUGUCACGCCAGAGAGGAGAGCGAGCGACACCGAUGCCAACUGGAAGCCGUUCGCCCCAAAACUCUCCUCCAAGACCAAGAUCCGCAGUCCCCACUCAUCAAAGAGGAAGAGGAGCAGGUGGACGUCAGCAACAAGCCGCUUACUGUCAUCUCGGCGAAGAGUGAAGACGACGAGCUUUGUCGUCGAAGCAGAGGGGCGGCGGCGGCGGUGGACAACCUCUUGGCACCGCUGUCACAUAGCGAAGACACAGAAGAAUCGUCGAAGAGCGGCACGGACUGCGAAGGUGACGACAAACGCUCGAUAAAGGAAGCGCCAAAGCGUUUUGUCUGUUCGGCUUGCGGUGAAAGGUUCGCCCGCAAGUCAAACAUGGUAACGCACAUGCGUGUCCACACGGGAGACAAACCUUUCUGUUGUUCGGUUUGCGGUGAAACGUUUGCACGUAAGGUCUCCUUGAAGGGGCACGCCGCCACGCACACGGGAGAGAAACCUUUCACCUGCUCAGUUUGUGGCGAAAGAUUUGCCUAUAAUUACAAUCUCACCCGACACAUGCACACGCACACGGGAGAUAAGCGCUUCGCAUGCUCCGUUUGCGGUAAAAUCUUCAAUCAGAGGGCCAACAUGGUGGCACACUUGAGAACGCACACGGGAGAAAAACCUUUCCAGUGUUCGCUUUGCGGCGAUCGCUUUGCUCAUCGCGUCUCGUUGAUCGCACACACAGCCACACACACGGGACAAAAACCCUUUCUUUGCUCAGUUUGCGGCGAAGGGUUUUCUUAUAAGUACAGUUUGACCGCACACAUGCGCAAACACCGACAGUGACAAAGGAAAACAAAAAAAAUGCCCUGUUAUGCAUGUGGAGGUGCGAAUGCCAUGAAUUUGGUCCAGCCCUUGUACUCCUUUUGCUGUGCGCUUCUAGGCCACCAAGGGGCAGUGUAAUUCAGAUAGUAAUGAAGUUCCACAACUGACCCACUGAGCUGCAUGGAUUGAUAGUUAUUUGUUGCAAGCCAACCAACCAGCCAGCUUGGCCGAUGAUCAGCUGUCCCUCGUGGUAAUUGCUGCCACACGUGAGCACAGAAUCAGGUCUUGGUGAAGCAGCAUGUGGCUCAUUGCCCAGGGUUAUUUCGCAUGAGGGGCUGCAAACAUUGACAUGUUU
Syngnathus acus (greater pipefish) is the source of this 2187-nucleotide messenger RNA. Its product is annotated as gastrula zinc finger protein XlCGF8.2DB-like. NCBI's taxonomy places the organism in Eukaryota, Metazoa, Chordata, Actinopteri, Syngnathiformes, Syngnathidae. Gene Ontology annotation, molecular function: DNA-binding transcription factor activity, RNA polymerase II-specific; RNA polymerase II cis-regulatory region sequence-specific DNA binding. Gene Ontology annotation, biological process: central nervous system development; regulation of transcription by RNA polymerase II. The transcript has 2 exons. Gene Ontology annotation, cellular component: nucleus. The coding region runs from base 837 to 1853 and encodes 338 amino acids. The record is from RefSeq and is a predicted model, not a curated record.